AUGAUGUCGCGUCUGCCCUGCCGCACCCUUUUGGGUGCCCUGUCUCGCUGGCGGCUCUUGGCACCGGGCGCACGUGGCUUCGCGGAAGUGCCCACGGUGCAGCCCGAAGGGCAGCCUGCAGUGCAGCCCCGGCGGCCGCGACGGAUCGGAAUUGGCGAGUUGAACCUGCCAAAAGCAAAUGAGAAAUCCAAAGAUGCUCUUGGCACCCCUGAUUUGGAGGUGCCGGAUUUGAAGAUCGAGGAUGGCACCACAGGCGGCCCAGAGAUCAAAAUCUCGCAGAUCACCUCCGAAGACGUGUAUAGCCUUUGGCCUCCCAAAGAGAUGGUAGCAGACCCAGAAGUGCCAAAGGAGGUCAAAAGGCCACAUUUGUGGCUUCAACAUGAUGAUCAGGACUAUGUCGGCACAGAGGAUGUGGGUAGAUUUGUGAAGCUGACGCGCAACGACCUUUUAGAACAGUUGCCUGAAGGUGGAUGUGGCGAGCUCGCUAGAGAUCUGACUUUGAUUCCGAAUCGUGUGCGAGACAUAGGUUUGAUGGUCCGGAAGCUGACAAUUGAGCUGAUUGCGCAGCUGUCCGAGUUGCAAGAAUUUACGGAUUCCUUUGGAAGGAAGUGCAUCCGCAAAAAUGGCUUUCUCAUUGAUGGACACAAAGGAACUGGAAAGAGCCAGGUCUUGAAUUUGGUCACUAUGUGGGCUCGCAAGAAUGGCUGGCUGGUGGUCUUGGAACCCAAUCCAGGUAGAUACCUCCGCGAGAUUGCAGACAUCAAGCGUUCCAACAACGGCAUUUACCUCCAAAGCGAGUUUGCCCAGCAGUUCUUGGAAGCAUUGUCUUUGGCCAAUCGUCAAAUGCUUCAAGAAAUCCCAGUGGAUUACCAGAGCUAUGGCUCCAGGGGCAUCGACGGAGAACCGAAGCAUGCCACAAGCCGUUUGUACCAUUCACUCAUCGAGAAGACAGUGGAUACCGAGGCUCAGGACGAGAAUCUAUCUGCAGGAGAGCAACUGAAGCGUAUUGCCAAGUAUCGGCGAAAGGUUCGGAUUCCCACCAUGGUGGAUGUGCUCCGGCAGCCGCAGAAUGUCUGGGAGAUUGUGGAGUUUGGUCUGGACAGAGAGGAGUAUGCAGUGCAGGCUGUGGCGGAAGCAUUUGUUCAGCUCCAGCAACAAACCACGCAUCCAGUGUUGGUGGUGGUGGAUGCAUGGAACGAGUGCUUUCCCUGCUCUGAAUAUGUCUCCAUCCGCUACGACAACACUCGUUUCCACGGCUACAUCCCUGGUUAUCACUUGUCCAUGCCCCGGGCACUGCACCGCUGGGACGGCCACAAAUUCCGCCGAGGGCUGAAGAUUUGUGCGACCUCGUGGCAGAAAUUCAAGCGACGAGCCUAUCGCCCAGAACUCUUAGGGGUCAAGGACCACGAAAUUCGAACAGUGCGAAAUUUCACACAGCAAGAGUUUGCCAACUACGUCAUGUACUUGCGCAUCAUGAAGGACACCGCUGUGAAGGUAGAGAAGUGCCAAGCAGCCGGAUUGAAGGUGCUUUUCUGCAUUGGAGAGCUGCUGGAAGAGCGCGAGUCCGGCAAGACGGACGAGGCCAUUGGCACCGGCAAGGUGGCCACACCAGAUCAAGCAGAGGAGACCCAGGCAGCCAUCCGCGCCUACAUCAAGGAGGCUGUGAGUGCUGAGGUCGCUGACAAGAUCCGAAUCCAGUACGGUGGCAGCGUCACCCCCGAGAACUGCAAGGAGCUGAUCGCGAAACCAAACAUCGAUGGCUUCCUGGUAGGUGGCGCUUCUUUGAAGCCUUCCUUCAUGGAGAUUGCCUGGAAAGUGCGCUACAAUGGCACCACCUUCGAGCGCCGGCACUUGGCAGCUGCACAGAUGGCCAAGGACAUGCUGUCCAUGGGAGACCCGAUCAUGCGGAGGCUUGCCACUGCAGCAUUAAGCCACUUGGGCCAGGGAGAGGCCUUGAAGCAUUGUCAGGACUUUGUGAAGGCGCUCAAGGAUCCAGACCGCGGGGUGCGCUACUCCGCCGCAGUCUACCUGGCAUUUGCAAGAAGUUUUUCAGGCCCAUCGCCUGUGCAAGAACACACAGCAGAGGUCGCGGAACUUCUUCAGGAUGAGGACCCUGGCAUUCGCUACUGUGCGAUUGAGACCUUGGCGAACCAGGGCUUUGCAAGUCAGCCGCAGGCAGAAAAGCUGCACACAGCCCUGCAGGAUAUUGACCCUCACUGUCGGCUGGCGGCUGCAAAAGCAGUGGCUCGGGUGACACCGAACUACAUCCCAGAGGCUGCAGCGCUCCUGGUGCAAUCCUUGGACAUCGAGGAGCCGGAGAUCUUUCGCAAGAGUGCAGUGGAAGGCCUUGGCUACAUGGGAGAGGAAGCCCUGAAGUAUUUACCACGUUUGAAGCAGAUGCUGCAGGAUAGUUAUCCGCUCGCUCGCGCAGCUGCUGCGUGGUCCAUUUCCCAGAUAGGCGCCAAAGCGGUUGAGCAAUGCUGCGAGGAGCUGGCAAGAUGUUUGGAUGAUGCUGAUCUCGAUGUUCGAGUGAAAGCCUCCACUGCCCUGCAAGCUUUGGAUAUUGGGAUGGCAGCCCUGGGCUCCGGCGAGCCGGCGCUCCGCUGCUGGGGCGCAGCGAAGGCCGGGGAAGCGCCAACCGACGGCGUGGAGUACAUUGAGGCCUUGGCUCGGCUGUUGCAAGAUGACUACAAGGAAGUGAGAGCAAAAGCUGCGUGGGCAAUGGCUGCCAUGGGUUCUGCAGCAGCGGACUACAUGGCCGUGAUCACCAUGGCAGUGAAGGAUGAAAAUCCAGAUGUGUGGCCACCUAUGCUGCGCAUUAUUUCCAGACAUCUUCCACAGGCCCUAACAGAGGCACUCACAGAGAUGUCCAGCCACGUGGGUGAAGGUGAUCCGCAGAGGCGCUGUCGUGCAAUCGAAGCCACAGGUGCUGUCGCGAACCCAAGACCGGGGCUUGCGUGCUUUCCAUGCAGUUUUCAUCAGGUCAUUUUGCCUCCAAAUCUCCAGAAUCUGCAUUUUGGAAUUGGAAUAAUUGCCCGAUUGCCCCGCCCCAAAUUCUUGCCGGGUUUUAAAUAUGUUCUGAAAUAG
Cladocopium goreaui is the source of this 3087-nucleotide messenger RNA. NCBI's taxonomy places the organism in Eukaryota, Dinophyceae, Suessiales, Symbiodiniaceae. The record is from the annotation of a GenBank genome assembly.